AUGGCACCAAACGUCUUGCUAACUGCCAUAUUGACUACGCUACUGUGUACAUCAUGCAUAUCUGAUUCAUGCCCGAAUUGUCGGGUUAUCUACGAGAAGUGUCAUCCGGUAAAGGGUACUGGAUCUGGACGUGAAGAGCUUUGUGUCACCUGUGACCCUUCUGCGGAACAUCUCGUCAGAGAUACCAUUCCACGCUGCACGCUUCUUCAGAAAGCGACAACUUUGUUUCUCCGGAAUUUCCGUCUUGGCUACCUGUCCUCGGCCGACAUCAACCACCUUAAGCAUCUGACGCAUCUUUACAUACAACCAGGAAACCUCGGGCUCCUUGACAAUCAGACGUUCGAAGGGUUUGAGUGCAAGCUGUACGAACUGUUUCUGUCUCAUAACAACCUUCCGUAUCUAGGAAAGGGGUGGCUUGUCGAAGUUCUUCGUUUUCUCAACUUAGAUCAUAACGAAAUAGCUUAUAUAGAAGAGGGGGCAUUUGGUGUCAGUGACCAAUGCCUCGCGACGCCAGCUCUAUUUCUGCCGUGGAACAAGCUCGUGGAAAUCAAGCCAGGAUACUUCAGACAUCUUUGUAAGCUGAGGGUCUUGGAUCUACGACAUAACCAAAUUUCCACCAUCGACAAAGGUACCAACGACUUCAAUUUAUUGUGCUAG
This is a messenger RNA of Branchiostoma floridae (Florida lancelet), 657 nucleotides long. Its product is annotated as leucine-rich repeats and immunoglobulin-like domains protein 2. The transcript is spliced from 2 exons. The record is from RefSeq and is a predicted model, not a curated record. Gene Ontology annotation, molecular function: protein binding. Bases 1 to 657 code for a protein of 218 amino acids. NCBI's taxonomy places the organism in Eukaryota, Metazoa, Chordata, Leptocardii, Amphioxiformes, Branchiostomatidae.